CGAAGAGAUCCCCUCCUCACGAAAACAUGAGCGCGCAGUCUACGUUCUCGCAAACACCCACCUACAGGGCGCACCUCGCCAACCCCAAGGAAGUGACGGCCGAAGAAGCUCUUGUCUACGAAGAACUGAAGCGUGCCAUCACUUUGCUUGAAACGGUGGUCAAGACUAACGCCAAGGAAAAGAUCUCGCGCAUCUUGCGAACCACCAGCAAGCUGCGCAAGACGCUGUCAGUGGCGCAGCUACAGCAGGCGGUAGAGCAGCUGCUUCCCUCGCAGAACGUGUCUAAGCCCGUGCUGCUGGCGCUGCUGGCCAAGAUCGAGACCAAGGCUCAAGCUGCGGCUAGUGAGGCUCGUGCUAACGUGACGAAGGACCAGGAUGUGGAGAUGACGGACGCUUCAUCGCCGGAAGUGGAGGCUACGACUUCUGCCCCCACCGCUGUGGUUCUCCCUGUGGUGGAUCUCAUUGAAGUGGAGAUUUACUUGUUCUUGUACGUACUGGCGGCGUUGAUGAAGUACAAGUUGGCUCAGGAGGCUCUGAACACGGUUGACAAAGUGGUGGAUCGCUGUCAGCAGUUUAACCGCCGCACCCUGGAUUUAUUCCAGGCCAAGGUGUUCACGUACUACUCCAACAUCCACGAGCAGUUCGGCCACGACCUGGCCGCUAUCCGUAAUACUCUGCUAGGCGCCCACCGCACAGCGUGUCUGCGUUACGACGAGGCUGGACAGGCAACACUGAUCAACUUGCUGCUGCGCAACUACCUGAAGGACAAUAUGUACGAACAGGCCUAUAAGUUCGUGAGCAAGACGACGUUCCCCGAGUCAGUGUCGAACAACCAGUUUGUGCGCUAUCUGUAUUACGUGGGCAAGAUCCAGGCCGUGCAGCUCGAGUACACCGAGUCGUACACGAAGCUGAUGCAGUCCAUCCGCAAGGCUCCGGCUAACACGGCGUUUGGCUUCCGGCGCACGGUGUACAAGCUCGCAAUUAUUGUGCAGUUGCUCAUGGGUGAGGUGCCCGAGCGUAAUGUGUUCAACCAGGAUGAGCUCCGCAAGGCGUUGGCGCCGUACCUGCAACUCACAAACGUAGGUUUGCUGAACGAGGCUGUACGCGUGGGUAACCUGGAGGACUUCAACGUGGUUUUAUCGCAACACGGAGCGGUUUUCAAGGCUGACAACACGUACACGCUGAUCCUUCGCUUGCGUCACAACGUCAUCAAGACGGGUCUGCGCAAGAUCAGUACUUCGUACUCGCGUAUCCUGUUCACCGACAUCUGUGAGAAGCUGGCACUGGAGAACGCCCAGAACGCCGAGUUCGUGUGCGCCAAGGCUAUUCGGGAUGGCGUGAUCGACGCUGUGAUCGAUCACGAGAACGGCUGGCUGCAGCUGAAGGAGACGGUAAACGUGUACACUACCAAUGACCCGCAAACGGCUUUCCAGAGGCGUAUCACCUUCUGUCUGGACGUGCAUAAUGAAGCUGUCAAGGCCAUGCGUUACCCGCCGGAUGCCUACAAGAAAGACCUUGAAAGCGCCGAGGAGCGCCUCGAGCGCGAGAAACAGGAGGAGGAGCUUGCCAAGGUAAUUGAAGACGAGAUGGACGAAGGACUUUAA
Messenger RNA from Phytophthora infestans T30-4, 1604 nucleotides. Its product is annotated as 26S proteasome non-ATPase regulatory subunit 3. The record is from RefSeq and is a predicted model, not a curated record. Gene Ontology annotation, biological process: regulation of protein catabolic process; ubiquitin-dependent protein catabolic process. The transcript has 4 exons. NCBI's taxonomy places the organism in Eukaryota, Oomycota, Peronosporomycetes, Peronosporales, Peronosporaceae. Bases 27 to 1604 code for a protein of 525 amino acids. Gene Ontology annotation, molecular function: enzyme regulator activity. Gene Ontology annotation, cellular component: proteasome regulatory particle, lid subcomplex; proteasome complex.